This is a messenger RNA of Leucoraja erinaceus (little skate), 3410 nucleotides long. RefSeq names its product sodium-coupled monocarboxylate transporter 1-like. Bases 28 to 1884 code for a protein of 618 amino acids. The record is from RefSeq and is a predicted model, not a curated record. Gene Ontology annotation, biological process: sodium ion transport; transmembrane transport. The transcript is spliced from 19 exons. Gene Ontology annotation, cellular component: membrane. Lineage: Eukaryota; Metazoa; Chordata; Chondrichthyes; Rajiformes; Rajidae. Gene Ontology annotation, molecular function: symporter activity.
GAUUUCAGAUACCGAACUUGUGGGUCAAUGGCAGCAGGAGAAGCAGCAAUGUCCGAGAAAAAUGUCCUGCAGGCUUGGGAUUACGUUGUCUUUGCCGCUAUGCUGAUAAUAUCUGCCGUGAUUGGACUAUAUUGUGCUUUUAAACGUGGAGGGACACAGGGAGGAACUACAGAAGAGUUCUUAAUAGGAAAUCGACAGAUAUCUGCUUACCCAAUAGCUCUUUCAUUGGCUGCCAGUUUCCUGUCUGCUAUUACGGUGAUUGGAGGUCCUGCAGAAGUCUAUCUGUAUGGGAUAAUGGUUGUGAUAUACACCAUAGCUUGCUUAUUUACAAUGACAUUCACCUGUCUGAUCUACAUUCCACUCUUCUACAGGUUAAACAUAAUCAGUACUUAUGAGUACAUUAAUAGAAGAUUUGGUUCUGCUGUGAAGUAUCAAGUUUCUAUUAGCUUCUUGGUAUACAUGUGCGUUUAUCUCGGUAUUGUUACAUACACACCCGCGUUAGCUCUUAGUGAAGUUACUGGCGUUAACUUGUGGAUUUCAAUGAUUUCAACAGGAUUCGUGUGUACGCUGUAUACAACUCUCGGUGGAAUAAAAGCAGUUGUGUGGACAGAUGUUUUCCAAAUCUGUAUCAUGGUGGCCGGCCUUCUCGCUGUGUUGAUUCAAGGAUUAAUUUAUGUUGGAGGGAUAGAGAAGGUCUGGAGAAUCGCAGAGAGAGGUGGACGCCUCAAUUUCUUUGACUUUGAUCCUGAUCCAAGGAGAAGGCACACAUUUUGGACGACAAUCUUCGGAGGCACAUUUGUAUGGAUGGCAAUAUACAGCUGCAACCAAGCUCAGGUUCAAAGAUAUCUCGCCUGCAGAAGUGAAAAAGAGGCAAAAAAGGCGAUAUUCUUGAACUGGGUAGGGAUGCUUGUGAUAUCAGUUACUGCGUGUAUGUGUGGCCUGGUUAUGUAUGCUGUUUAUGAAAACUGUGAUCCAAUGGAGUCAAACAGAAUCACCAACACCAACCAGUUGACACCGUUACUUGUUUUGGAGAUCUUGUCUCAUGUACCUGGAGCUUCAGGGCUUUUUAUUGCAAGUGCAUUUAGUGGCACACUGAGCACAAUCUCUUCAGGCAUCAACUCUAUAGCUGCAGUCUUUGUGGAAGAUCUUAUAAAGCCAAACUGCAAAUCUUGGGCACACUUUCCCGAACGCAAGAGAACGCGGAUCUCAAAGCUUCUAGCUAUGACAUUUGGAAUUGCAACAAUGGGAAUGGCAGCAUUAACAUCCCUCUUUCAAGAAAAUGUAAUGCAGCUAGCUCGAAGUAUUGAUGGCUUGAUCCUUGGACCUAUACUGGGCGUAUUCACACUGGCAGCGUUGUUUCCAAAGAGUAAUGGGAAGGGUGCAUUUGUGGGAAUGCUGAUCUCUUGUGGCUGUUCAUUUUUUUUGGGAAUCUGUUCUCAAAUGUACCCCGCUGCUGCAAGGUUCACAAGGAAACUCAAAACAUCAAUAGCAGGCUGUUACAUCUCUAAUGCCACCACCUCCAGCCCCAUGAAUGGAUCAUCCUUCUUCACCACCAUGGUGAGACCGGACAAAACAGAGAGCAUGAUAGAAAACGUCUGCUCACUAUCCUAUGGAUAUUAUACCCCUAUUGGCUGUCUGAUUACAAUUAUAAUCGGUUUGCUGGUUAGUAUGGUUACUGGAGGCAGCAAAAACGUGGAGAAAGAACUCAUUGCUCCUAUAUUUUACACCAUUCACGAGAUUCUGUUUAGAAAGAAGCCGGCUGAACCAUUGCCUGAGACGGCCAUAGAACUGUUGGAAACCACUCCUGAAAAAAUCUUCAUUACAGGUCACCAUUCUUCUAAUGCUCAGAAUGUAAAGUCUGUUCAGCCGCUGGUGCCCAAAUAAACAGUGAUCAAAGUCUUGAACGUUGGCGACUCAAGAAGUUAUAAACACACAACGAAGGUCAAAAUAUGAAAUGUAAUGUUUGCAGUGAUGCUGGCUAUCUAUUAAUUGAAUUGGAAAGGAAGUAAAUAAUCAUUAAAAUUGUUGAAAAUAGGUUAGCAUGGGAUUAAAUAUGUUGUAAAGUUGGCUUUGUGAUGAGAAUGUAACGAGGUGGUUACGAGGCCAACUACGACUUUUUCUCGUAUAAUGUCUAUGUUUCAUGUCCCACUGUGAUUUGCCAGUACUGAUUGCAUUGUUAGCAACAUGGAUUCAUGAACUUUUAAAGUUUGUGUUUUCAAUGACAGUAAAUGUUAGAACUCACAAACUGUUUAUGAUAACAGCAGAACUAAAAAAUAGCUAUCUAUUACUGUAUCCGUCAUUCAAGAUGUGGCCUCUUAUUCAUCGGCGAGACUAAACAUAGACUGGACGAUCGUUUCGCUGAACGCCUUCGCUCAGCCCGCCCGAACCUACCUGAUCUCCCGGUUGCUAAACAUUAAUUCUCCUUCCCAUUCCUACACAGACCUUUGUGUCCUAGGUCUCUUCCAUUGUCAGAGUGAGGCUAAACACAAAUUGGAGGAACAGCAGCUCAUAUUUAGCUUGGGCAACUUCCAGCCCAGUGGUAUGAAUAUUGAUUUCUCUAACUUCAAGUAACCCCGACAUUUUCUUUCUCUCUAUCGCCCACCCAAGUUGUACUCACUUCUCUGCUAACAAUGGCCUGUUUCCUUUAUCGUUACUUUUUUGCGUAUAUUUCAUUCAUUGCCCUUUAUCUCUCUACAUUAUCGUGUAUAUCUCUCGUUUCCCUUAUCCCAAACCAGUCUGAAGAAGAGUCUCGACCUGAAACGUCACCCAUUCCUUCUCACCGGAGAUGCUGCCUGUCCCGCUGAGUUGCUCCAGCAUUUUGUGGCUAUCUAUUUUAUGUUGUAGGAUUUUAACCUGUAUUAGCAAUGUGUUUCUAGACAACUGACUUCAAGUUAUCUCAAGCUGACAAGCAAAUGGAGUGAUACAAUAGUGUAAAUGCUGAUGAUGAGAGCUGGUCUACUUGUAUAUGUUGAGUUCCACCGUUGAAUCCUGACAUUGACUUAUCCCUGCAUUUGAAAUCUUUACCAUUGGCGUCCUUUCAUUAACAACUAAUUUGAUCAUUAGAAAGAUAAUUUCUAUUAACCUACUUGGUGCGAUUUCUAAAAUGAAUUUCAUUGCAACAGACUCUUAUGAUUGGUGUGGCUUUCGAGGAGAAUAAUGUCAUGGCAAAAACUCAAGCCAUAAGUAGUAACAGAUUUAACCUUGCCGGAACAGGGCAGAAUCUAAAAUAAAAUUGGGAAAUAGUUCAUCCCAGAAUUAGGAUAUUACUUUUAGAUUCUGGUGGAGAAAAGCAAUAAUUCUAAUUCAGUAACAUGAUUGAAUCCCAGCAUACCUUUCCUUGUGUUAUAUUUUCUAAACAAGGGAAAUCCAGUAAAUAUUGCUGCCACUGGUCGUGUAACCCAAUGUACAAG